This is a messenger RNA of Daphnia magna, 1786 nucleotides long. Its product is annotated as WW domain-binding protein 11. Gene Ontology annotation, biological process: mRNA cis splicing, via spliceosome. The transcript is spliced from 5 exons. The record is from RefSeq and is a predicted model, not a curated record. The coding region runs from base 98 to 1666 and encodes 522 amino acids. NCBI's taxonomy places the organism in Eukaryota, Metazoa, Arthropoda, Branchiopoda, Diplostraca, Daphniidae. Gene Ontology annotation, cellular component: spliceosomal complex.
GAUGCAUCUAUCGACUGAAAUAAAACGAUAAUUUUCUAUUCGCCUUGUGUUGUUUCUGUCGUUUGGGUUCUGGCUCGUCUAAUUUGGAAAACUAAAAAUGGGGAAACGUUCGAUAAAUACCACAAAAAGUGGAAAAUUUAUGAAUCCGACAGAUCAAGCACGGAAAGAGGCACGAAGACGUGAAUUAAAGAAAAAUAAAAAACAACGGUUACUUGUCAGACAAACUGUUCUGAAAGGGAAAGAUCCCACUACAAUUUUCUCAGAGCUUGAAAAAAUAGACCAGAUGGAAUUCAAUCCAGUCCAGUCUGCACCGCUUAGUGAAAAAGUGUUGAAGGAAAAAAGAAAAAAAUUAAGGGACACAUUAAACAGAAUCAUGAGACUAUAUGAAAAAGAAGAACCAACCCAGUGGACCCAAAUCAAAGCGAUGGAAGUUCAGUAUGAGAAAAGACGGGCUGAACUCAUCAUAUACUGUGAAUCAGUGAAGCACACUCAGACUGUAAAUCUAGAAGAGAUUCCCUUGCCAAACUUGGAGUUGUCAGGUACUCCAGGAUCAUCACUUCCUGCACCACCUGGAAUCCUGAAAAAAAUCAGCAGCUAUGGGUUGUUGCGCAAAUCACCUGGUGUUCCGUCGGUUCCACCUCCUGAAAUUUAUGAUAUUUGGGAUGAAGGUGAUGGGGCAACGAUAGAGCCUGGGAUUCCAGGCAUUGACGAUGAAGAAGAAGAUCUUCCACCGUAUCACACCUACUACCAAUUCAUUCGUCCUCCUCUUGAAGAUAUUGCGUUGCCAAAAGACACCACAGAAGACGACGCUGAAAUGGCUGAAGAUUAUGAGGAAGAUGAUGAUAAUGAAAGCGACGAUGAAAAUUUGGAAGCAACUGCUAAACCGGUUCCAGUACCUGCCGAACCACCUCGGCCUACAACACUUCAACAGCGAAUGUUAGCAAUUGCUGGUCAAGAUGUUAACACAGUUAUUCAAGAGAUGGACUAUCUGCAUCGUCAAAAAGAGAUGAAUCGCCAAGUAACCCACGAAACAAGAAAGGCACGGAUGGAAGCGGGAGACUUUGACGAUGAUCCAUCAAUAGAUAACAAUAAAUACCCUCCACAUAUGCCACCUCAUCCUGGGCAGUUUCAACGACCCCCGAUGAUGCCUGCUUAUGGACCCUAUGGUUCCAUGGGCCCACCCCCACCCAUGGGAUAUGGUGGAUUCGUCCCUCCCCCGAUUCCAGGAUCUAGAUUACCACCAGGUCCUCCACCCAGAAUGCCUCAGGGUUUAACACCACGGCUUAUUCGACCUCCUGGGAUGCCUCCUCCGCCUCCACCAGGUCUACGUCCAGGCGCCCCAUCAAUGCUUACCGGUCGGCCGCAGUUGAGCACUAGCGCUCCGUCUAAGCCAUCUUCAAAACCUACUGCUUCCAUCAUCGAGGCAAAACCGCAAAUGCGUAAUCUAAGUGCAGAUUUAACAAGAUUCGUCCCUACAACGUUAAAAGUGAAGAAAGACAUGCCACCCAAAAAAGAUGUGGUAAAACCGAGUGUCAAUCCCCACAUUGAAUGGAGAACCCCACAAGUACAGGUUUCAAGUAAAUCCGUGCCAGUAGCUCAACCUCCUGUGAAAACAAAAGAUGAUGCUUAUUCACAGUUUAUGAAAGAAAUGCAAGGAUUUAUGUAAGCGACUGAGUAACCGGAUUUUUCUUCUGCUCUCGACUUUUCCACAUGAGACUUAAUUCAAACUGUAUUUCUUCAUUGAGUUUCAUUUCGUGAAUUAAACAACUAAGAGAUUCUUAAAAAA